UCCUCUAGUACGCAGUAUAACAAUGGACGCAAAAUACACACUUAUUGGGAAACAGAAUUAUAGAUUACCUGUUUUAGGACGACAGUUGCUAGUGUGUCUGUCAGUAUGCGUGUAUUCCUUCAUGCUGGGACUGAGCUUCGGGAGUCCCACGGUGGCCGUGGCCCAGCUGAGGGCAAGGGCGAACUCAACCGACGCAGUCAGCAGGGAAAUGGGCUCUUGGAUAGCAUCUGCAUCCGGCUUUGUCGCAAUCCCGACGGUGGUCAUCUCGGUCAUCGUUGUACAUCACUUCGGGCGCAAAAAAGUUUAUAACUACGCGACUGUAAAACUCCAUUCUGGCUUGCAUCAAGGGGCAGAUAUGAAGAAUGCGCAGCAGCACACCGAUGGUUGAAGGGGGCGAACGAGGAUGCCGAGAAAGAGUUGAAAGCGAUUAUUGAUAGUUUCCAACAAGAUGGCAUAGUGUCAAUACAAACACGCAAAUCUCUGUUAACUACAGUUAAAGAAUAUUGGACGAUAAUAUGUCAACCAUCAUUUUAUAAACCUGUCUCUAUAGGCUUCAUAAUUGAAAUGAUGUGUGUAGCUACAGGAAAAUUGGUUUUUUCUAUGUAUGCAAUUGAAAUAAUAGGAAAAGUUACAAAAAAUAAAACUACAGCUCACUAUUUUAUGUUGAUAUUGGAUGGAUUUAGUGUGUUAGGCAUGUAUAUGGGCUGUGUCUUAGCAAAACGCUUAAAAAGAAGAACUAUGUUGUUAUGUUCAUCAACAUUAUCAGCAAUACUAAUGUUUGCUGUGUCAUUUUAUUUGUAUUUGGUUAAAUUCAAAAUAAUGUCUGAAAAUAACAUAUUAUUUUUAAGUAUAUUGGUUUUAUAUUCGUUAAUUACAUGUUGUGGCCCCAUGCUUUUGUUUAGCGUUAUUUGUGGCGAAUUGUUUCCAUUAAAAGGUAGAAGUUUUGGAGUGAUAUUAUCAGGUGUGAUUAAUAGUGCACUU
Molecule: messenger RNA, 981 nt
Organism: Ostrinia nubilalis (European corn borer)
Lineage: Eukaryota; Metazoa; Arthropoda; Insecta; Lepidoptera; Crambidae
Exons: 4
Coding region: 23-388 (121 amino acids)
Source: RefSeq, a predicted model, not a curated record